Molecule: messenger RNA, 3203 nt
Organism: Poecilia latipinna (sailfin molly)
Lineage: Eukaryota; Metazoa; Chordata; Actinopteri; Cyprinodontiformes; Poeciliidae
Product: cadherin-6-like
Exons: 12
Coding region: 429-2828 (799 amino acids)
Biological process (GO): homophilic cell-cell adhesion; cell-cell junction assembly; multicellular organism development
Cellular component (GO): plasma membrane; adherens junction; catenin complex
Molecular function (GO): beta-catenin binding; calcium ion binding; cadherin binding
Source: RefSeq, a predicted model, not a curated record
GUUUUUUCCUUUUUUUCCUCUCCUCUGCCUGUUCUGCUGGGGGACUUGUGAAUGGCAGCCAAUGGGAGGGUAGAGUCCCCUCAGCCUCUCUGACAUCCACACAGCGAGAAGUGAUGCAGCGCCGCUGAGACGCGCAGUCGGGGCGGAACAACGGGCAACAAAAGCCGCAGCGAGCGGAUACUCCGCGAUCCGGCGUGCGGGGUUUUUUCUUUUGCGGGUUUUCUUUUUUACUAUUUUGUGCGUCGUGGGAAAAUCUCUCUCCGCUGGAAUAAACUUGACCCAUCAGGCGCCGACUGACUGCCGCCCAACGAGAGUCCUGCCUCAUCCUGCCUCAGCAGAUCGCAGCAUGAGAGGCGAGCUGACCCUCUGACCAGGAAGCGGCGGACGCGGACCAGCGGGGCGGUUUGAGGCUUGUUGCUGCUGCGGUUAUGGAUCGGCGGAGACUCUGCGCUCUUAUGAUGCUGUGGGCCGUGGUCCAGCUCAGCUGCCCGGGCUACAGCCUCAGGGCGCUGCGAAGGACUACAGGGGGGCGGAGAGGGCCGACGGGGCUGACGGGACAGGACGCCAACGGAGUCCCGCUGCGGCGCUCCAAACGGGGCUGGAUGUGGAACCAGUUCUUUCUGCUGGAGGAGUAUACUGGGACGGACAUGCAGUACGUGGGAAAGCUCCACUCGGACAGCGACAGAGAAGACGGUAGCGUGCGUUACGUCCUCACCGGCGAAGGCGCCGGGACGCUCUUCAAGAUCGACGAGAAGUCCGGCGACAUCCACGCCACCAAGAGGCUGGACCGCGAGGAGAAGGCCUUCUACAUCCUGCACGCCAAGGCCGUCAACCGGCUCACCAACGAGGCGCUGGAGGGCGAGUCCGAGUUCAUCAUCAAGAUCCACGACAUCAACGACAACGAGCCGCGCUUCACCAAGGACCCGUACAUCGCCCAGGUGGCCGAGAUGUCCGACGUCGGCACCUCGGUGAUCCAGGUGACGGCCACGGACGCAGACGACGCCACCUACGGCAACAGUGCCAAGGUGGUGUACAGCAUCCUGGAGGGCCAGCCGUACUUCUCCGUGGAUCCGGAAACAGGUCUGGUCAAGACGGCGCUGCCCGGCAUGGACCGGGAGGUGAAGCAGGACUACCAGGUCGUGAUCCAGGCCAAAGACAUGGCGGGCCAGAUGGGCGGGCUCUCAGGAACCACCACGGUCAGCAUCACCCUGUCGGACGUGAACGACAACCCGCCACGCUUCUCCAAGACCCUGUACGAGUUCAGGGUGCCCGAGUCCAACGAGUUGGGCUCCACGGUGGGAGUCAUCCACGCCAUGGACGCCGACAUCGGCCAGAACGCCGAGAUGAACUAUAAGAUCAUCGGGAGCGACGGGCCGGGCGUGUUCGACGUCUUCGCCAACAGGAGCACGCAGGAAGGCGUCAUCGUGCUCAGAAAGCCUCUGGAUUACGAGAAGAAGCGUCAGUACAGCCUCCGCAUCCAGGUGGAAAACCCCCCUCCCAUCUCGCGCUUCUACUCCAUGGGGCCCUUCCGGGACGAGGCCAGCGUCAAGGUGGUGGUGGAGGACGUGGACGAGCCGCCCGUCUUCGAGCGCCCCAGCUACAUCAUGGAGGUGAGGGAGGACGCGGCGAGGAACACCAUCAUCGGGUCGGUCAGCGCGUCGGAUCCGGACGACAAACACAGCCUGGUCAGGUACACCAUCGACCGGCGGACAGACAUGGACCGAGUGUUCAACGUCCAUGCAGGAAACGGCUCUGUGUUCAUCCUCCGGGAGCUGGACAGAGAGGAGAACGCCUGGCACAACAUCUCCGUCAUCGCCACAGAGUUCAACAACCCGCGACAGAUAAGCCGUGUGCCUGUAUACAUCAGAGUGCUGGACGUCAACGACAACGCUCCAACAUUUGCCACCAAUUACGAGACGUUUGUGUGUGAGAACGCCAAGGCUAAUCAGAGGAUACAGAUCGUGAGCGCGACGGAUCCAGACGAGCCGCUGGGAGGACAUCGCUUCAUCUUCAGUCUGGCUCCGGAGGCCGUCGGGAAGGCCAACUUCUCCGUUCGUGACAACAAAGACAACACGGCCUGGAUCCUGACCAGGAGGAACAGCUACAACAGCCUCCAGAAGAGCGUGUACCACGUCCCGGUGGUGAUCAUGGACGGGGAGUUCCCGGUGCAGAGCAGCACCAACACGCUCACCAUCAGGGUGUGCACCUGCGACCGCGAGGGCAACAUGAAGCUGUGCAACCCGGAGGCGCUGACGGCGAGGGCGGGGCUCAGCACCGGCGCCCUGGUGGCCAUCUUGCUCUGCGUCGUCAUCCUGCUCAUGAUCGUGGUUCUGUUCGCCGCCCUGAGGCGCCAGAGGAAGAAGGAGCCUCUGAUCAUCUCCAAGGAGGACGUCAGGGACAACGUCGUCAGCUACAACGACGAGGGCGGGGGAGAGGAGGACACGCAGGCCUUUGAUAUCGGCACGCUGCGCAACCCGGAGGCCAUCGAGGAGAGCAAGCAGCGGCGGGACAUCAUCCCCGAGACCUUCUACCCGCCGGUCCGACGGCCCGUGGCGCCGCCGCCGCCGCCCAGCCGGGACAAUAACGGCGACGUGAGGGACUUCAUCAACCAGCGCCUGCAGGACAACGACAGCGACCCCACGGCGCCGCCGUACGACUCGCUGGCCACCUACGCCUACGAGGGCAACGGCUCGGUGGCGGAGUCGCUCAGCUCGCUGGAGUCGGUGACCACCGAGGGCGACCAGGACUACAACUACCUGAGCGAGUGGGGGCCGCGCUUCAAGAAGCUGGCGGACAUGUACGGCGGCGACGACGACAGCGACUCCUAACAAGAACCCGACGCGGACGGAAGCGUGACGUGAAAUCCGGACUUUCAGGCGGUUUGGGCCUGUGGAGGCGCGGCCGGCGUGAAGGUCGGGUUCCCGCGCCGUCCAGCCGGUGGCCCGACGUAGGCUUUGUGUGUCCAGUCAGUGUUAGUUGCGUUUUUGCAGGGACGCAGUGAAGACUUUUUCUUUUCCUUUUUUAUUUUUCUGUGUGUAUACAGGGUCCAAACGAGGCCCGAAUAUAUCAACGGAUUUUAUUUGUUUUUUAUUUUUCCCCGGAGCUGCCUGAGACUUCCGGACUCUACAAGCAGCUUGGUGACCAACGGAUAUGCCGAUGUAUUUUUCAGUGUUUCUGGGACUAAAACAUGCUGCAUAUUGUGA